UCACUGAUAGGUAUCGCAAUCGAAAGUUCAAUCUAAACAUUCUAAAUUAAAAAUGAAUGUCUAUAAAUUUUCAAUUAGAAUUAUAAUCUUAUAAAACGCCGAAAUUGAGUAUAAGUGUAACAAAAACAAAUAAAAUCGAUUACGAGUGUGCUUGUUACAUCACAGUGGUGCAAGGUCAGCCUACGAUAAAUAUGAGUGUUUUCAAAAUUAAACAAAAAAACGUGUAUCAACGUUUGGUGAACAGCCAAAUUAACUACCGACCUUCAAUGUUAAAUAAUAAGUUACCAAUAAUGAUGAAAAGAAAAGUAUUGAUAAUUCCACUUGGAUUAGUUUUGAUGACAAUUCUAAAAGGAGCGAAAAGUGAUACACUUGUGAUUGAUACGGAUGCUGGUGCUGAUGAUGCAAUGGCAAUUUUACUUCUACUAUCAGCGUGUGCAAACAACAACACAAAUUUCGAUAUUGUGGCAAUUACUUGCACCUAUGGUAACACCAAUUUGAAAAAUGUCGAAAAAAAUGUGCUUAAGACAUUGACAAUCGCAAAUGAAUCAAAGAUUCCAGUUUACAGUGGUGCUUUUAAACCUCUCACUCGUAAUCAUACAUCUGAUAAUUUCUUUGGCAAUGAUGGAUUUGGUGAUUUUGAAUUCAAUCAAAAAAUUAUUGGUAAUAUUGACAGAUCAAAGCAUGCAGCAAUUGCAUUAAUUGAUUUAGCUUAUAAAUAUCCUGGUGAAUUGAGUAUACUUGUACUUGGGCCAACAACAAAUAUCGCGCUUGCCAUAUCACUUGAUCCAAAAUUUGUUCAUAAAGUCAAGCGAUUUUAUGUCAUGGGUGGUAGUGUUACUGGAAAUGGGAAUAUAAGUCCAGGUGUUGAAUUCAAUUUUGGCUCGGAUGCAGAAAGUAAUUUUAUACUUUUUAAUUCAACUCGAGGAGAAGUUAGUUUAUUACUACCCUGGGAGACAAAUUUAUCAAUUAAUAUAUCAUCGUCAUGGAGAAAAAAUGUAUUAGGUGGUAUCAAUUCGAAAUUUCUGAAAUUUUUAAAUAAAGCAGAAUCAAAAAUUACAGAAUUACCAACUUGGCAACCUUGCGAUUCUUUAAUAGCAGCAGCAAUUUUGUGUCCAAAAUUGAUUAAAAAGUCGUUUGUUACAAAUAUAACACCAAUUAUAGAAGGCGAAGCACGUGGUGGAAUACUAAUUGAUUAUUCAGAAAACUCUCACAAGCCAAAAAAUGUUGAAAUUAUUCAAGAAGUUGAUGUUGAAAAAUUCCAAAAAAUUCUUCUAUCAUAUUUAUCAUAAAUUUAAAAAAAUGUAUUAGUCUUUUUUAUAAGCCUGCAGUUUUUCUAUCAAA
Melanaphis sacchari is the source of this 1341-nucleotide messenger RNA. RefSeq names its product probable uridine nucleosidase 1. Gene Ontology annotation, molecular function: hydrolase activity, hydrolyzing N-glycosyl compounds. The record is from RefSeq and is a predicted model, not a curated record. The coding region runs from base 192 to 1289 and encodes 365 amino acids. Lineage: Eukaryota; Metazoa; Arthropoda; Insecta; Hemiptera; Aphididae. The transcript has 6 exons.